AUGGCAAUCCAACUCUCCUUUCUUCUCCUCUUAGCUCUCCUCCAAUUCCCAACCCACAUUUCCACUUACCCUGUUUCAGAUCCUGAUGCAGUUGCAGAAGAGGUAAACAGGAGCAUAAGGAAUGCGACAGACGCGAUGAGGGAUUCGGGAUUCCGCUCCUGCAAAACAGGCAACCCAAUCGACGAAUGUUGGAGAUGCGACCCAUUGUGGUACAAGAAGCGCAAACACCUCGCUAACUGCGCGAUCGGGUUCGGCAAACAAGCCACCGGCGGGAAAUACGGCGGGUUCUAUGUUGUGACCGACUCGACCGACAACCCGGCUAACCCGAAACCAGGAACCCUACGUUAUGCAACGAUCCAAAAACGACCACUCUGGAUCGCGUUCGCCAGGGACAUGGUGAUCACACUGAAAGCCGAGCUGAUGGUGAGCUCGUUCAAGACGAUCGACGGUAGGGGAAGCUCCGUGCACAUAUCUGGAGGCCCAUGCAUCACGAUUCAAUUCGUGAGCCAUGUCAUCAUCCAUGGGCUUCAUAUCCACGAUUGCAGGAGAGGGAGGAGGAGUCUCCUCGACGGCGCUAGAGGUUCUUCUUCCGACGUCCCACAUGCAUUGGGGGAGGUUUUGGAUGGGGACGGUAUCUCUGUGUUCGGGUCGACGCACGUCUGGAUCGACCACUACUCGUUGUCCAACUGCGCCGACGGGUUAAUCGAUGUGACUUAUGGGUCGACGGCGACCACAGUUUCGAAUAACUACAUGACGCAUCAUGAUGAGGUGAUGCUCUUAGGGCAUAGCGACGGGUUCGUUCGGGAUAAGGGCAUGCAAGUUACAGUCGCGUUUAAUCAUUUUGGCGAAGGGCUGAUCCAGAGGAUGCCGAGGUGUAGACAUGGGUACUUCCACGUGGUGAACAAUGACUAUACACAUUGGCUAAAGUACGCAAUUGGAGGCAGCGCUGCUCCCACGAUCAACAGUCAAGGGAACCGAUUUCUGGCCUCCAACAACAUAUUCACUAAAGAGGUAACGAGGCGUGCCGGUGCACCGGAAAGUGAGUGGAAGAAAUGGAACUGGAGGUCGCAAGGAGAUAUGUUUCUGAACGGCGCCUUCUUCAGAAUUUCGGGCAGUAGAGCAGCUUCGAGCUACGUCAAAGCGACGAGCAUGGCGGCCAAGUCGUCGAGUAUGGUCGCUUCCAUGACUGCCGGUGCUGGUGCGCUGGUCUGCAGGCGAGGUCUAGCCUGCUGA
Linum trigynum is the source of this 1233-nucleotide messenger RNA. Lineage: Eukaryota; Viridiplantae; Streptophyta; Magnoliopsida; Malpighiales; Linaceae. The record is from the annotation of a GenBank genome assembly.